Molecule: messenger RNA, 9166 nt
Organism: Cinara cedri
Lineage: Eukaryota; Metazoa; Arthropoda; Insecta; Hemiptera; Aphididae
Source: the annotation of a GenBank genome assembly
CCGGCCGCGAGGCGACGCUUCCGUUUGUCCCGUCGUUCAGAACGCGUCCGCCUGUGUCCAUAAGCGAACGUCGCGAUACAUUAUUACAACACCGCGAGUUAACAUAACGCCGACCACCCGAGCGCGUCUCCCGCAAUAUAUCACACGAUAUUUCGAUUGAAAUUGUCCGGGCCGUCUCCACAGAGUAAAAUGUCCAGCGAGGCCGGACUGCUGUGCAGUCAUGGACAAGACAAUAUCGGAAGUUCCGGCGCGCAGAAUAACUUGCCGGCCGUUUUGACCACCGGACGUCGGAUGCCGCGGUCGCCGUCCCGCGACAAAGAAUUCGCUAUGGGCGCCCGGUCGACUGCUUCGUCACCGCAACAACAGCCAUUAGGCAACGCCAUCCUGAGCCGUAUGUCGAUUCCGGCGGACAUGUAUUUCAUAAGGUACGUGGACAUUUUUUUCGAACCCUACGCAAUAAUAUUUAUGCUGCCUGGAUCAAAUAGCAGCGUUUCUUAAAAACAAUAAGUAGAUACCAGAUUUGUGUUAUUUGUGUUUGUGUUAUUUCGACGUUUGCGCUAAAAUUUUUACUAAGAUUUUUUUUCUCUGAAAACACAUUUUGUUAUUAUAAAUACUCCAAAUUAUUCACAUUUUAUAUUUAAAGAUUGUGAUUGUUUCGUCCAACGUUACUUUGUUGAAUCAUUUUUCUAGAUUCCCAAAAUAUUAUCUAAACAAUUUAAAACGAUUGACAACAUAAUGACGACACGGGAAAAAAAAAACUCGAACAACACCUCACCAGAUUGCAGAUUACAGAGGUCCACUCAAAUCAUUUUCUGAUUGUAAUGUAAGCAUUUAUCAAUGCUUUCAGUAUAUAAACUGAAUUAUCUUAUAUCCUAUACCUACCUUCUGACCCUGCAACAGUGGCUUACUUGUGAGCAGAAUAAACUUUUUAGAAAUUGUUACAGCCCUCCCUCUCCCGCAAAAUAAAUCCGGGUUUUGCCAUUAAGUACGUGUAUAGUAUAAAGAUAUUUUAACGCCAAAAAUUACGCUGUUUCAUUAUAAAACAUUGUCUAAGUCGAAAAUAUCGUAUAAUGACCGGGGUUAUGGGUUAGGUUAUUAUCAAAAAAGAGCAGAGUAAGAUUAUCGAUUAUUUUAAAUAGGUAAAAUUAAUAUUUGAAAAAUGAACACAUUGAUUCCGUAAAGCAAUAGGUAUGGUAUAAUAUACGUAUAUAAUAAUCCAGCUAGUAUGGUAAUUGGUAAUCAGCGGCGUAUUUGUCAAGGAACAAGGUAUUAAUCUUGAAAAUAAUGUCAGAUUACUCAUAUUGUACAUAUUUUACCCAGGUAAAAAAAAAAAAUAUCUUUUAAUUUAUAUACCUAUAAUAUACUUGUAAAAUUAUAAGUAAUUUAUUAUUCAAUCUGCUCUAAAAUCAUCAUUGCUGAAUAUAAUUAUAUGUAUAGGUGAGUAAUUACUAAUUAUUUACAGUUUAAGUACCUAUCUAUUUAAUAUUUAUCUAACCUCUUUCAUACUAUAGUGGUUUGUAUAUAGGUUUCGUGUUAAGCAACAAAAUGAAUUUGUAAGUCCUGGUUUUUUCGAUAUAACUAUUAUAAGUACCAACACAAAAUGGUGGUCCUCUAUUGAUAUUUAAUUAGUAAUUAGAAAUGAUGAAAAUGUGUAAAGUAAUUUACACACAUAUUUAAUUAAUAUAUAAUAUUAGAAGAUUUUUUAAACAAACAUAAUAAUAAAUAUUAACUAAUUAUCCUAUUAUAUGUAUGAAACCUGUACGAUUCGACAAAAACAAAUUUAAUCCUCAAAAAGUCUAAUUUGUAUUAUGUUGACCUGAUUAUAUUUUUGUUAUUAUUAUAGAUAUAUGCAUAAGGUUAUGAACUUAAUAAUUCAUGCCUUUACCAAAUUUUUAAUUUUUGUACAUUCUACAACUAAAAAAUAAUCAUUAGUUUGAUGUUAUUAUUUUAUAUCUAUACCUACAAGUUUAAUAUACGAUUAUAUGUACAUAAUAUAAUUUUGUGUCAAAUAUAUUUUUCAAGUUUGUCUUCCAAUAUUAAUACUUUAACCAUAAAAAACAAACUAACAACUUAUUCAAUAAUAUUAUUAAAUAUGUCAGACAAAUUCUAAAACUGGGCUCAAUUAAACAGAAUAUAAAUGUUCGAAUAACUAUUAUACCGAUAUAAGUAAUAAUGUUUUGAAUAAAACUUAUAACUUCUAUACAUACAAAUAUUAAUUUCGUUACUUUUGUACUACCCAAAUCUACUUAUUUAGGUUUAUAGGGUAUCUAAUAAUAAUUUGUGCUGAUAAACAUAAUACGGAAUAUUGUUCAUAUGUUAUAUUAGAUACAAACAUGUAAAACAAAUUUAAUGUACGCUGCAAUUAUUUAAAAUAAUUGUUUUUUAUUUUACAGAAAGUCUCAGGACCUUACAAAAAAAGGGUGGUUCGAAGAGGAGAGCAUUAUGAUAAAAAAUUGUGGUAAACUUCAGUCGAUGCUGGGAAUGUCCAAGAGUUUCAGUACAAGUGAUAUUACUGGAAAUUUGGACGAAGAAUGCGAUUGGAUCACGGAACUUGAAGACAUUCGUAUGCCGAAUAGUUUAUCCGAAAUGGAUAUCAGCAAAUUGGGCGUCACAUCGGAAUUGAUGUUAAUAAACAAAACGUUACAGGGUAGAUUUAACAACGUAUCGCGAACGGUGUCCACAUGCGCAGUGGUCGACGAUUUGCCCACCAUGUCGCAGUUACCAUCUCCAAUCCGGUACACAAGUUCGACACAGAGCAAUUCUACGCCACCUGCAUUCAAUUCGACCGAUCUCGUGAGAUCCGUUAAUAAAAAGGUAUAAUUCCAUCGAUUUUAGCUGAUUUGUAAGUUUUAUAAAGACUUAGAUAGAUAUUUUAAUGGUAUAGCCACAGUGACGUAGCAAACUCAAAAGUUGUUGUGAGGCAAAUAUUUUGUUGGAUCACUCAGGGGCGUUUCUGGACCUUGAUUAUGGGGCGUGGGGGGGAGCGAAAUAAUUAAAUUUAAUAUUACUGAUUGAUAAGCAAAAAAGACGGACAUACUUUGCACGAUGGAUGAACCGCUAUUAUAGAUGAGAAUUUAGGAAGAUAUGAUAUUAAAAAAAACUUAAUGUAUAUCUGUAUCUAAGCAAAUUUAAGCAUUGCCAACAAAAAACGGUUUUGAAUGGAGUUCGAUUAAUAGUAUUGCUCAGGGGCGUCUUCGGGUUAAUUCCAUGAGGGGGGAGGCGAACCAUUUUUACUCUUGAAUACCACUACUUUGCUCAACUAAAACUUAAAAUCUUUAUGUCUGAUGUCAUUUCAACUUAUAUUAGUUUAGAAGGCUAAAGAUGUAUUGUACAAAUUCAGUAACACAGUAGGUACAAUUUAAAAAUUUAAUUUUUUUUUCCACAUUUAAUAAAUAAUAAUUCAAAUAAUGAUAAUAUGAAUAGUAAAAAUAAUAAUAAUAGUAAUUUAAAAUUAAUAAGUUACAUGACCCAAUUUAAAAUACUUUUAUUUUCAGCGGCGUUUUGCAAACGGUUUGAUUAGCAAUAUUUUUUAUAUUAAUGUUUUCAUUUCGAUGAAUAUUUAAAAGUGAUAAGUAAGGUUUCUUUUUACCACAGAGUACGACUUUUAAUGAAUCUCAUGUUAAAUUUUCAAGCAUUACUGUUUGGUCUAACAAUUUUAUCUACAGAGUACCUAUACUGAAUACGAAUUACGUACAAACUAGCGAAAUUAAAAUGUCUAUAAAUUGCUCAAAAAUGUUAUCACGUCAAGAAAAGGCAAAUAUAAGUUUUUUAUCUAAAUUUCAAUAUAAGUCUCUAUGAAUAUUUUCAACUGAAUUAAAACAAAAAAACAAAAUUGAAAAUAAUAAAAAUAUCAUUUCGAUUAUUUUUAAUGGAUAAAUUAGUGCACCGUACUAUAAGUAGAUUCAGUGAUCCGCGACCAAAAUGGUUCUUAUCUCAGUCAUGUUGAAAAUCUAUAGGUAGUUAGCGUACUUAGUGUGCAUUAAAUCUAUAGUACAGUACAGGCCAUUCGUUCAUCGUUUCGUCCCACUGAAUGUUAAUAAUUAUUUAAAAUAUUGUGAGUUAUAUAUGUAAUCUGUUGUUGGCUAUAAGCAAAUGGUAGAUGUAUACAUUAUUUUCAUAUGGGGCUAUGGAUGCCCGUAUAAAUAAUUAUUAUAAUAUUAUAGGUGCGACAAAAUUACAUACAACGGCGCCUGCUUUACACGGCCAAGUCAUUGUCGCGGUUGUCGCCGACCGAAUUAAAUCAGCUCAGAGCUUCGAAAAACAUAUUUGUGCGGGAUCAAUUACGGGCGUUUGGACUGUACGACGUCCCCACGCCGUCCGUCAUCGUUGGCCUGAACAAAUAUUUGACCGUGCCGAAGCUCGGGACCAAGCUGACUCCGGACGACACGGCUAUUACCGUGGACGCCGUAAAACGAUACCACCAGCCGAAGGCGCUCGCUCAGUACGUCAAGAAUAUAACAAUUGUCGACUGGUUGACUAACGUCAAAGCGGAAAACGGUUUAGCCCCGGACGAUAAAUAGAUUAUUACGUUUAUGUGCCAGUAUAAUCGACAAUUGCUACUUUACUAUCAUCUAAAAUAACACUGUGGACGUACAUAGGCAUAAUUACGCAUAAUUUUAUGAUUCUAUUAAAUAUCUGCUUGGCUUUAUUGCUUGUAGAAAAUUAGUCUUAUUGUAAUAUGAAUUUAUAGGAAUGCUCGCGAGGUGAGGUCUUGUAAUGAUAACUUAUUCGUGAUUGUUUUUUAUUAUUUUUUUUUUUUUUUAGAUAAUAAAGGUACCUUGAAAUAUAUUAUUAUGUAUUCCCAAAACGGAUAGUAAUAAUUUGGUAUUUUAUUCUUGGCUCUUGUCAUUAAAUUGUUAAAAUUAUCAUGUAGUUACCCGCAGUAGAAAUUUCCAACUGACGUUUUGUCCGUUUUGAAUGUCCGUUUUUGCAAUAUAAGUAUAUACCUACUUUUGUUCAAUAAUUUUAACCUACCCGUUAUUUUUCAUGCUUUCAUUUUUGUAGUUUAGUAUAUAAAUAUAUUAUGUUCCCCUACUCCGGUUCCAUUAUAGUUAACGUUUUGUGCCACUAAAUAAAUCAUUACAAUUACAAUAUUUUACUUAAACCAUUUAAUUUAUGUGUUAUUAUGGAAUACAAUAUAGAAAAGGGGUUACAUAGUUUGAUUUUAAAUAAAGUUUUUAGAUUUACACAGGUAUAAUAUUGCAGUAUUUAGGAGUAACUGCUGUAUUGUAACUCCAGUUCUCAACCUUUGACCUUUGUGUACUUGUAUGUGUGACCCAAAUAUUUACACAAUAUUGUUCACACGACCAUUAAUAGUGAGGGAUAUGCCUCCCGAACCCCCUUUACAUGUAUCAAUUAUGGUAUUUAGAUUUAAAUUUAUUUGCAUGUUAUAUUAUAAUAUACGCGUGUUUACCUGUUUACGUGUACGUUACCUGUGUGCGUUUUUAAUUGAAAUAAAAAAAGCAUAUAAUUUAUAAAUAUAUACACCUAUUUAUAAUUGAAAACAUUAUUUUUUUUAUGAUUAAUCUCUUUCUUGGGAUUGAUAUUGUUUUACAAACCAAUUAGUUCGUGUACUUUUUUAAAAAUCUUUUUUCAUUAGUUUUUUUUUAAUGUUGGGAGACCCGGUUGCGUACUCACGAAGGGGAUUCGAGUUCAAUCCUCCUCUCAGAGAUAAAAAAAAAAAAAAAAGAAGAGCUAAUACAGGGAACGGGCGUACCACGUAAAAUGAUUUAGAACGGAGUGUUUACGUUUUUCAUCAAAAUUUAAUAUUAACUCUUAUAAAAAAAAUACUCCAUUACCCUCAUUUUUUUUUUAUUUUUUUCCUGUCACCUCACAUGAUUUUAUCACUUAUCUUAAUUUUAUAUUAUGAUGCUAGUUAAUUAUAAACUUAAGGUUCACAAUUCGAUAUUUAAUAUUGGCACUUUACAAAAUGAUUAAUAUUAUAAGGCACCCUUUUAUUUUUCUAAUAAGUAAGAUACAAUUUGUCAAUAUUAUACUACAAUAUUUAUAUUAUACUCUUGGAAUAAAAUUGUCCAAUCGCUAUAAUGAUGAAAAAUAUCUAAAUACAUUAUUUUGAAUAACAAAAACAUGUUAAAAUAUCAUAACUAUUAUAAUGUCUAUAAAUUAUUAACAAGUACUUAACUUACAGAUCUUUUACACGUUUUUAAAAAUAAAAUUAAUAUUAUAGUAGUCAUUUAUUAAAAGCUGAUAUCACUAACUCAUUUAACUAAUAUUUGAUUGAUAAAUGUUAGGUAUUCUAUGAAGUAAUGCAAUACAUAGAAAUCAGAAUUGAUAUUAUUAAUAUUAUCAAUACUAAUAAUGUUUAAUAAUUUAUUGUACAUUAUAAUAAUUUACAAUAAAGUAGGUAGGUCAAUCAAUCAAUUUUUUAAGAAUGAAAAAUGUCAAUUAUAUAACAAUUUUAUUAUAAGACAAAUUAUCUUAUUUUUUUGAAUUAAUGCUGUCAAAUCCUAAACAUAUAGUAAUAAUAGACACAAUAAAACUCUAUUUUAUCGGAAACACUUACAAAAUGUAUUCAAUAUUAUGUUCAUUUUUUUCUAAUUUUUCUUUGAUAUUUUAUAAUGUUGAACAGUGUAUAACUAUAUGCCAUAUGUUACUUUAUAACUGUAUGUUUUUUCAGCGUGUAAAUAAAAAAAGACUUAAAAAGCCAACUUUUUUAUAAUCAAUAUAUAUAUAAAUGUAAACAUAUACAUAGGCACUUUAUUAAAAGUUUAUAGUUAAAUAAUUGUAUGGAAUAGUUGGUAAUAGCUACGAUAUCAUUUACUUUUUAUUAGCUUUCAUUUAUACAAUUUUAAAAUAAUCAUAAAACAUCUAUGAGACAAUUUAAAUCUUAAAUUAUGUUAUGUAGUUAGUUACUAGGUACCUAUUAAAAUGAUACCUACCUAGAUAAUUAACUAUCGUUAAUAAUAUUGUUAGUCAGUUACCGGUUAAAUACUGUUGAUAGUCCAAUCUAUAAUAUUUGGCUUACUAUAGUUUGUUUAAUUUACAUACAUUUUAUAGCUAAACAUAGUUAUUGUUGAAUAGAAAUAGAUUUAAUUUGUAUAAUAAUAUUAUAUUAUAAAUUGUUUAAAUAUUAAUAAAACUUCCCCUUAAUUUUAUAGUUAAUUUAUUCUGGAAAUUAUUAACUCUGUAUAUUAGGUACCUAUAGGUACCUAAUACCUAUAACGACAUUCUAAAUUUAUUUAAAAUGCGGCCUUAAAUUGUGUUACCAAUCCAAAUUAUAAAUUUUAAAAAUUUAAACCACUCAUAUACUCAAUACAAUAUUUAUUUAAUUUUAUUAUACAUGUAAAUCUAUUCAAUUAAAUGCAUGUUCUUACAAAAUACUACUUUUUUUUUUUUAUCUAUAAUCGUUUUAUGCGUAGAAUAUUCGAUUAAAUUACAAACAAAAUUUGUUUAUACAUUGUAUUGUACCUAAGCAAUGCUUCGGUACAAUACAACUUUAAAUAUUUUAAAAUUGUACUUAAUUUUUUUCUUCUCUAAAAAUUUAACUAGUAAUACUACAUAUGAUAUAGUUAUUCUGAUAAAUACAUAAUGUAUAGAUUAUAGAUAUCUAAUACAGAGUGUCUCACAAAGAUGUACCCAUUGUUAUAUCUCCGAAAAUAAUAAAGAUAAUUAAAUUCUGUUUUUUAACAUUACUCAUAAGGAUAAAGACUAUUAUUUUUUUUAAAUAUAGAGAAAAAGUGCCAAUCAGCCAUGAUGAUAAUAAUCAAUUAACGAACGUGAUUUUAGUCUACUGUUUAAUUAUUGGUACUUUUCUCUAAACUUUAGAAAAUUAUUAAAAAUCACGAAUUUAAUGAAAAUAAAAAGUUAUUUUUUUUAGCUUUUCUUUACAAAAAAAUAAAAUUUAAUUUAAAUAUAAAUAUUUGUAGUAAUAAAAAAAAAAAUUAGAAUUUGAUUAUCUUUAUUAUCUUCGUAGGAUACCCUGCAUGUAGGUAUUUAUAUACAUAUAUAUAUAUAGGUAUAUAUGUAUACAGGUAUCCUAUGGAGAUAUACUUAUAUAUUAUAUAAAUAAAUAUGACAGAUAUAUGAAAAUGUCAAGUAAAAAUCAUUCAUUACUAUUAUAUUUACACAACAUAAUAAAUAAAUCAUUCACAAUUAUUUAAAAUAUAAAGACUUAAGGUAAACUUUUUUUUUUUAAUUCCGUCUAUUCUUAAAAAGUUGAAUUUUCGUUAAUAUCGAAUCUCAAAAUAUGUUGAAAAUGAUAAUUAUAUUAUAUUAAAUUAUAUACUUAUUGAUAAAAAAAAACUAAUAUAAUAUAAUUACCUAUACUAAUAAAGUAUAAUAUAAUAAGCUAAUUUAAUUAGCUAUUCACAUUAUGAAUACAGUUUAUAUCUACCAGAUUUUAGGUAUAUAUUGUAAGUAUAAACCAAAGCUUAUGCGACUUCAUAUAAAGCUUAAUAAUUAUUAAUAAUCAACUAUUAUACAAGAUUUUAAAAUAAUUUUAACAAUUAUUUCAUAUUAAAACGGUUUUUCAAAAUAUCAUUUUAAAUGGUUUAUAAUAUUAUAAUAUAUUAUAUUAUAUUACCCAAACAAUUAUACUACUUAUAUUAUAUUAUUAUUGUACACAAAUAUACUUAUUUUAUAUAUGUAUUAUUAUAUUAUAUUAUUAUGUAUUAAAUAUUAUUUACUUAGCUAAUCAUAAUAAUUAUAACCCAUGUCCUAUCUCUAUUAUUAUAUCUACUUAGAGUAAACCAAGCUUGUCAUUUGAUUCAUAUUUAAUAACCUUUAUUUUAUUAUAUGUAGGUAGCUAUUUAAAUUCUAAAUGUUAUUUAUGUGAUUUAUCUUCGUUGUAUUUUUUUCGUGAAGUAAUCAUUUUCUGGAAUGUAUUUGUUGUGUCUAUCUAUUUAUAUUACAAUAUAUAAUACAUAAUUACCUAAUAUUGUUUUAGAAGUUAUACCUGUACGGCUAUAAAGUCAUUAUUAGUAUCCACAUAAAUUUUGUUAUACACAAUUAUUAUAAAUUUAAAAUAAAUUUUAUGUGUUUAUCACGUACCAGCAAAACAAAUUAUUGUAUCCAUACACAUAUUGUUUUAUUCUAAUAUUAUAUGCUUAUUAAGUAUUAUACAGUAGUACAUGCACGAUUUUUUUUUGCAAGGAUUUUAUUUAUAUAUAAUUUCCUAGAGAAGGAAUAGCACAUAUUAUAAAUACAG